This is a messenger RNA of Phragmites australis (common reed), 1233 nucleotides long. RefSeq lists its product as uncharacterized. The coding region runs from base 1 to 1116 and encodes 371 amino acids. NCBI's taxonomy places the organism in Eukaryota, Viridiplantae, Streptophyta, Magnoliopsida, Poales, Poaceae. The transcript has a single exon. The record is from RefSeq and is a predicted model, not a curated record.
AUGGAGUGCAACAAGGAUGAGGCCCUCAGAGCAAAGGACAUUGCAGAGAAGAAGUUCGCAUCGAUGGACCUACAGGGGGCCAAGAGAUUCGCCCUCAAGGCACAGUCUCUCUUCCCCACACUUGAGGGAAUUGCUCAGCUGAUCACUACCUUGCAUAUAUAUCUUGCUUCGGCAGUGAAGAUUGCUGGUGAGAAGGAUUGGUACUCUAUCCUAUCCGUUCAAAUGUCGGUGGAUGAUGAGACUCUGAGAAAACAGUAUAGGAAGCUGGUUCUUCAGCUCCACCCCGACAAGAAUAAGUCUGUUGGUGCUGAUGAUGCUUUUGUGAUGGUACAAGAGGCCUGGAAUGUGCUAUCUGACAAACAAAAAAGAGCAUUAUAUGACCAAAGGAGGAAAGCAAAGGUAUUCCAAGAGCAGACAUCUCAGUCAAGAAAAACUAGUGCUUCUCCUGGUGCAGCCAGUGCCUCCAAUAACUUUGCAGCCAAUGCUUCUGCAUCCAAUGUGGGAUCAAGCAAGCAAACGGUAGGAUCAGCAACAUCUGCAGUGCACCAGAGUCGACCUUGGCCCACACCACUUCACCGUUCGGCUCGGGCUCCAGCUGCACUGUCAACAAAGGAUUUUACAUUUUGGACUUCAUGUGACAAAUGCCACAUGCAGUAUGAAUUCCCAAGAGAAUAUCUGAAUCUGAAUCUACGCUGCCCCGGAUGCUAUCUGCCGUUCAUAGCAAUAGAGACACCAAGCACAAUGGGUAAACACAUGUCAGAGGAUUUUAUUAUUGGAAGAGGUAGUGUUCCUUCUAGAAAGAAGAUGAAAACUAUGGGUAAAGAUGCUAGAGUUGGUUCAUCAUCCUUUCCAUCAAGUCUAGGAGCCAGUUCUUUUAGAGUGCCAGGUGGAAGCAUGCCUAUUUCUACCAACAGGAGCGCCUAUGAGUUCCAAGCUGGUGUUCAUGAUGUGCCAAAUCGGGAACCCAGAGCACCUAAUCACAUCAGGUUAAAGAAAUUCUUCAAUGACGACGAUAGGCGGAGUAUUUUGCGAGAAAAAGGGAAGGCUCAUAUAAGGAACAAGCUAAAUGAGAUAAAAAGUAAGCCAUCAGGUCACAAAACACUGGAGGCGUUUUAAGAGCAGAAUGAUUAUAAGAUGGUUUUGAUGAUCUGCCUUUUCUGAAUCAACCAUGCAAACAACAUUUUAUUCCCAUUUGUGUUUCUACAUUUUUCUUUUUUAUAAUGCUUUUGAAUG